AUUUUUUUGAAAGGAAAACGCUGGCAAGUUGAAACCGUUGGUGCUUUUUGAGCAGUCCAACUUACAUCCGCCAAAGUAACUUCCGGUAGGGGUUGGGGGCAAUAACAAUACCCUCACGUGUAGCUCAGUUAAUCCCCGCAACGACCUGGAGGUCAAAAUAAGGCUGGAUCUUUGCGCGUGCAUGAGACUACUCACAUUCUGCGGACUCGUACAUCUAUGGGCUCCUGGGACUAUAAAUUCCACCUUUUUGGAUUAAUUUGCAUCAAUGGGGGCAAUAACAAUCACCGAAAAGAACACUUCAAGGCUCCAGAAAGAGAGCCCCAGAAAUGCAAACAGCAGUAGCUGUAAUAGCAACCUCAAAGGCUCCUGCUUUACCAAAGUUCCAGCGUUUUGUCGAUGACCCUCUCCAACUUAAGCACUCCCAUAAUCUCUCUUUCCAUUCACAAACCGGAAAUCUACACCCCGCGGCCGUCAAAGCCACCCCUUUUGCCGCCAGCGCAUUUCUGUUCCCGAUUGAGAGAGCAAUUGAAGAAGAAGAGUACAGGAAAGCUCGGGCUCAGGUGAAUCGGAGUGCUAUGGAUGCUGGCGGGUAUUCGUUUGAGGGAAUGUCCGUUGGCGGCCACGAGACCUGUGUUAUUGUCCCUCAGCUGAAGUGCGUCUUCGACAUUGGGAGGUGCCCUUCUAGGGCUGUAUCGCAGAAUUUCUUGUUCAUCACUCACGCUCAUCUGGAUCACAUUGGUGGACUUCCAAUGUAUUUAGCAACUCGUGGCUUGUAUAACUUGAAACCUCCAACUGUAUUUGUGCCUCCUUGCAUAAAAGGUGAUGUACAAAAGUUGCUUGACAUUCACAGAUCCAUGAGUCAAGUUGAGCUUAGUCUGGAUUUGGUUGCUUUGGAUAUAGGGGAUACAUAUGAAUUGCGGAAUGAUCUUGUGGUUAGGCCAUUCAGAACCCACCAUGUCAUACCCAGCCAGGGUUAUGUCAUCUACUCUCUACGGAAGAAGUUGAAAAAGCAAUACCUACACCUUCAGGGUAAACAGAUUGAGAAACUGAAGAAAUCUGGAACUCAGAUUACAGAUAGUAUACUGUGUCCUGAGGUGGCCUUCACUGGAGAUACUACAUCAGAUUUUUAUGUCGAUCCCAAAAGUGCUGAUGCCUUGAGAGCAAAAGUUCUUAUCACUGAGGCAACUUUUUUGGAUGAAAGUGUCAGCAUUGAGCAUUCAAGAGAGCAUGGCCAUACUCAUCUAUCCGAGAUAAUGGAGCAUGCCCAAUUGAUCCGAAGUAAAACAGUUGUGCUAACCCAUUUCUCUCCACGCUACAAUCUAGAGGACAUCCGCAAAGGUGUGUCAAAGCUGCAACCUAAGGUUACUGCCAAAGUAGUUACUCUAACGGAAGGCUUCAAAUCAAUGCACACAUAGAACUUGGUGACCAACUAGGUGGAGCACACCGUUGCCAUGCUUAGCCGUGGCUUGUACAUACACUCACAUAUUUGAAGGGAAAUGUCAACCUCUUUUGAACCAGUACUACACAAUGAAGUAAUAUGGAGUAUCUUUUAAGUUGGAGAAGUGUAGUUGGAAAAAUAGAACUGGUGAUGGCAGUUGUGCGGUGAGUUUGCUACUGAGUUGUAAAAAGCAUCGAGGCUUUCGUAAUAGCAUGUGUCUGCCACAGGGGAAAGUCUCAUAUGUUGAGUCAGGCAAUCGGCACUUGUGACUUGCUCUGAUAAUGUGACAACGGUUAGAGCAUACAACUUUACAAAACAUGUAGCACUAUGCUGAAUUGGCAUUGUGUAGGUAUAAUAUGUAUCACUUCCCAUAACACAUCAUGUAGCUAUUUUCAGGCAGACAUACACGAUUCAUUUGGCAGCAAACUUGCCAGUGUUGAGGAUGAUUAGACUUUUCUCAUAAAUGUUGUUCAAUCUGCAGACUUG
Messenger RNA from Cuscuta europaea, 1924 nucleotides. The record is from the annotation of a GenBank genome assembly. Lineage: Eukaryota; Viridiplantae; Streptophyta; Magnoliopsida; Solanales; Convolvulaceae.